AUGUCCGUUGCACUGAUCACAGCGGGGAGCGCCGGGCUCGGAGCCGCGGCAGCCCGGAUCUUCGCGAAGAAUGGUUUCCGAGUCAUCGUGAACUACGCCAACAACGAAGAAAGGGCCAAUAAGCUCUUAGAAGAAUUACCGUCCCUGUCUACCCUGCCGGGCGAUAAUUUCGUCGCUAUCAAGGCUGAUCUAGGUAGCCGGGACGAGAUCAACCGUCUUAUCAAGGAGAGUGUCGAUAGAUUUGGUAGACUGGAUGUCAUAUUCUCUAAUGGCGGCUGGACUCGUUUCCGUGGGAUGGAGAGCAUUGACGAUAAUGCAUACGAGGAAGAAUGGGAUCGUGCCUUUAAUAUGAAUGUCAAAUCCCACCUAUGGCUGAUGCAAGCCUCUAAGAAGUAUCUUGACGAAACCGAGGGUGCUUUCAUUACCACGGCGUCUAUUGCUGGUGUGAUCCCAAGCGGUAGUUCUCUGGCAUAUUCCGCUACCAAGGCGGCACAGAUCCAUCUUGUGAAAGCGCUUGCGGUUAUGGCUGCCCCUAAGAUUAGAGUUAAUACUGUCUCCCCCGGGCUAUUGCUGACAGAAUGGGGAAGUCGCUUUUCAGACGAGCAGAAAGAAGCCCACCUGCAAAAGACCAAGCUUAAGCGUUUCGUUAGCGUUGAGGAUGUCGCUGAACAAGUAUUUACUUUUGCAAAGAGCAAGAGUACGACAGGUAUCAACAUUGUGAUGGAUUCGGGGUUCAUUCUAUGA
Messenger RNA from Daldinia childiae, 744 nucleotides. Its product is annotated as 3-oxoacyl-[acyl-carrier-protein] reductase FabG. The coding region runs from base 1 to 744 and encodes 247 amino acids. NCBI's taxonomy places the organism in Eukaryota, Fungi, Ascomycota, Sordariomycetes, Xylariales, Hypoxylaceae. The record is from RefSeq and is a predicted model, not a curated record. The transcript has 4 exons.